AUGGCCCCAUCCAUUUGUGCCUCCUUAUUGCUCUCUCUUAUGCUAGCAAUCCUAUUGAUUUGCCCAACAAGUGCACGGCUAAGUGUGAAGGCUGAUGAAGGUGUGCUUCAUGAUAUUUGCUCUCCCCAUAGAGAUCCUCCCUUUUGCUUGAAAGCCCUAAAAUCCGAUCCUCAAACAAUCACAAUCGACCUUGUUGGCCUUACCAAUAUUUCAAUCCACUUAGCAGAUGUUGUUGCUAAUAAAACCUUUGCCUUCAUUGGCUUACUCGUCAACAAAACCUCGGACCCCAAGUUAAAACCACAGUAUGAAUUCUGCCACCAAUUCUAUGAAUCUCUUGUUGGCGAUAUAGAAUAUGCAAAGGAUGCAUGGAAAGGUGGUGACUACUUUACUGUAGUUGUUGCAGCUGAUAGUUGCCUCACUUCAACUGGUGACUGUAGAGACGAAAUAACAACUAAUGCAUCCCCCCUCCUACGAGAAAAUAAAGAAGUGUCUUAUUAUUGUGAGACAUUUUUGCUUGUUUCAAAACGCCUAUCAGGUCUUAGCUAA
Messenger RNA from Quercus robur (English oak), 546 nucleotides. Its product is annotated as pectinesterase inhibitor-like. Gene Ontology annotation, molecular function: pectinesterase inhibitor activity. Lineage: Eukaryota; Viridiplantae; Streptophyta; Magnoliopsida; Fagales; Fagaceae. The record is from RefSeq and is a predicted model, not a curated record. Gene Ontology annotation, biological process: negative regulation of catalytic activity. The coding region runs from base 1 to 546 and encodes 181 amino acids. The transcript has a single exon.